UGAAGUAAAUGAAGUGUAAGUAAAAGUUCCAAAUGAAGUUGAUCAUGGUUUCAGCAGUCUUCACUUGAAAUCUCUACUCCAAAAAAGAAUUAGCGUGACUGCAACUGUUGCUUCAAAACCCUAGGUUUUUUCUUCUUCUCCUUCUUCGUCGAUCUGAACUCGUCACAGAGGGGUAUUGGGUUUUGAACAUUUUGUGUAUUGAAAGUUCCGAUUUCUCCAGAUUUGCUGAAAAAGAAGCUCAAGAUGAGCUUAAUCAGGGCAAAAACAAAAAUACAAAUGGCUCAUAGGCAUUUUGUAUGGAAAUUUGGUGGUGGAAGAAGAAGAUCAGUAAUGUCAAGCAUUCCAGAAGAGAUACGCUAUGAAAUCCUCUCAAGAUUACCAGUGAAAUCGCUAUUAGCUUGUAAGUGUGUUUGCAAGAAUUGGUAUGCCCUAAUCUCAACCUCCGAUUUCGUUAAAACCCAUAUUGCAAUUCAGAAAAGUAACCCUAUUCUCAUGCUUGAAAAAGGUUGUGACCUUUACUCCAUAGGUUAUGAUUCAUUACCAUCAUCACCUGUGUGUGAAAUUAAAAAUGAUGUUAUUAAAGUGGAUCACCCACAUCAUUGUGUUGGAUUAUUAAGUUCAUGUAAUGGUCUCAUUUGCAUAUGGAUAUGGUUGCUUGUUGACGGUGGUUAUAAUAGGGAUGUAUUGUGUCUUUGGAACCCAGCCACAGGAGAAUAUAAAGAAUUACCUGAAUCACCAAUUGGAUUUACUAGAAACAAUGUUUGCGUACAUGGUUUGGGUUAUGAUCACAAGACUGAUGAUUACAAGUUGGCAAUAGGUGUAAAAGGUCCUGGAAGCAAGGAUACUACUCUAGUCCAAAUCUAUUCUUUAGCAUCAAAUUUAUGGGAAACUGAGAAAACCAUACCUUAUUGGUUUAGUGAUAUGCAUAUUUCUGGGGUACUUGUUGAUGGAAACCUUCAUUGGUUAGCCUUAGGACAUCACAACUUUUUAUUACUCUCUUUGGAUAUCAGUGAUGAGAAUUUCAAAGAAAUGCAACUACCAAGAGAAGUCCCGGAGAUGAAUAAGGAUAUGUGUCUAGGUGUGCUGCAAGGGUGUCUAUGUUUACUUGUCAAGACAGAUGUUAAUGGUGUUAAGAAUUAUUCUGAAGUAUGGGAGAUGCUGGAUUAUGGAGUUCGAGAAUCUUGGACUAAGCGUCAUGUCAUCACCCAUGAGAGUAUUAUCAAUGAACAGAAAUAUUUUAGGCUUGUGCGGUCUUUUAAGUACGACGAGAUUCUGCUCUUGAGUGAUGAUAUUCUAGUUUUGUAUGACCGAAAACAUGGAAGUGCUAGAGAACUAAAAAUCGGCAAUGUUCGAUUCAGGAACGCCGAGACUUAUUUUGAAAGCUUAGUUUCUUUGAACUCUGGUACUUACGUGGUGGAAGAAUAUAAGAGUAUGACUGAAGACACAUUAGCCCAAAUAAGUAACACAAAAAAAUGGUGUGAUCGUAUAUUUAAUUCCAUGUUUAUGAUAUAUGUAUUGGUAUAUAUCUAUGGAGUUCACUUUUAACCGAAUUAUAAGAGCUCAUGCUUGAUGUAGCUUUUGUUUAAUGUCUACUAAACACGUCCUCCUCUUUCUAUGUCAUCAUGUAUUACAAUGUGGAGAAUGUAAGACGUGGUACUGAUACCUUCAAAUUCCUGAGUUGGUCAGUGGGAAGUUGAUGUUACCACCUGUAUUUUAGAGAAAGAUCUACUUUGAAUAAAUCAGUUUAUUUA
Papaver somniferum (opium poppy) is the source of this 1751-nucleotide messenger RNA. Its product is annotated as F-box protein CPR1-like. Bases 244 to 1545 code for a protein of 433 amino acids. The record is from RefSeq and is a predicted model, not a curated record. The transcript has a single exon. Gene Ontology annotation, molecular function: protein binding. NCBI's taxonomy places the organism in Eukaryota, Viridiplantae, Streptophyta, Magnoliopsida, Ranunculales, Papaveraceae.